AUGGUGGUCCUUUUUCGUUCAUUAAAACAAUUAAGACGUUUUACAACACAAACUCUUUGUUUAAAUAAAAAUGUUGAUACAAAAAAUGAAAAUCUUUUAGAAAAAUUUAUUAAAGAUAAAAUUAAAGUUUCAGGACCAAUAACUGUUUAUGAGUAUAUGCAAACAGCAGCUAGUAGCGCUUCAGGAUAUUAUAAUAAAUUUAACAAUGAUGAUGGGGAUUUUAUAACAGCUCCUGAAUUAUGUCAAAUAUUUGGAGAAACAAUAGCUAUUUGGAUUUAUUCAGAAUUAAUGUAUACUGGAUGGAAAAAAGAUUGGCAAAUUGUAGAGUGUGGACCAGGAUCUGGAAAAUUAAUGAGUGAUGUUUUACAGUCACUUAGAAGAUUUGAUUCAUUGAAAAAUUUGUCUAUUCACUUACUUGAGGUUUCUAAUUCUUUAUCAGAAAUUCAAGAAAAGACUCUUUGUGGAUCAGUAACUAAAGUAGUAAAUGACAAAUCUUAUUAUAGACAUAACAAAACUUUUGAUGGUAUUGAUAUUUAUUGGUACAAACUUAUUGACGAUAUUCCUGAAAAUUUUUCAGUUUUUUUCUGUAAUGAAUUUUUAGAUGCACUACCAAUUCACCAAUUUAUAAGAAACGAUGCCAAAAAAUUUAAAGAAAUUUAUAUAAAUCUUAAUGAACAAAAUAAAUUAGUUUUUAUGGAAAGUAAAGCUGGAAAUAUUCAUACGGAGGGAAUGAUUCCUAAUUAUAUCAAAGAACGUGAUUCAAUUAAAAAAUAUGAAAUUUCUCCUGAUGCAGGAACAUUUAUAACACAAAUUACACAAAGAAUAAUUAAUUAUGGUGGUUUUGGAAUUUUAAUUGACUAUGGUCAUAAUGGAGAAAGACAAUCGUUUUCAUUACGUGGAUACAAAAAUCAUAAAGAAGUUGAAGAUUUACUAAAGAAUCCAGGAGAAUAUGAUAUUACAGCAGAUGUAAACUUUGAGUAUCUUAGAAAACUUGUCGAAAAAGAUGCUUUGGUUUUUGGUCCUAUAACACAAAAAGACUUCAUUCUUCGUUUAGGUGGUGCAAUGAGAGUUAAAAUGUUACUACGCGCACUAGGAAAUGAUGAAAAGAAACAAAAACAAUUAUUUGAUGCUUUUAAUAUUUUGGUAGGCCAAGAAGAUGAAAAAAUGGGUUUAAAAUUUAAAGCAAUGAGUAUAUUUCCUAAAACAUUAAAAGGAAUUUUAGACAAAAGAGGUGGUUAUCCUUUAGCCUUUAAAAAUUAA
Messenger RNA from Strongyloides ratti, 1260 nucleotides. Its product is annotated as NADH dehydrogenase [ubiquinone] complex I, assembly factor 7. Gene Ontology annotation, cellular component: mitochondrion. Gene Ontology annotation, biological process: mitochondrial respiratory chain complex I assembly. Lineage: Eukaryota; Metazoa; Nematoda; Chromadorea; Rhabditida; Strongyloididae. Gene Ontology annotation, molecular function: protein-arginine omega-N symmetric methyltransferase activity. The record is from RefSeq and is a predicted model, not a curated record. Bases 1 to 1260 code for a protein of 419 amino acids. The transcript has 3 exons.